AUGGAUUCCAAUAUGUCCAUAUAUUCAACUCUUCUUACUUUGGAAGCUCUAGACAUAUCUCCAUCUUAUAUCCUACCAGUGUUUAUGUUUGGAACUCUUACUUAUUGUACUAUUCUGUUUUUCAAUAUUACAUUACUAUUAACAAUUGCUUUCAACCAAAAACUUCAUAAACCUAUGUAUAUACUGUUGUUUAACAUGCCAAUUAAUGACAUGGUAGGUGCAUCUGCCCUUUUGCCACACAUGAUGUCUACUCUACUGUCACAGAAUAGAUCGAUUACUUAUUCUGCAUGCUGUUUGCAAGCCUUCUUUAUCCACUUGUAUGGGUCUGGAACACUUCUUAUUCUGGGGGCCAUGGCUUAUGACAGGUAUAUUGCAAUUUGCCGCCCAUUAAAAUAUAACACUGUUAUGUCUCCAAAUAAGUUGUUGAAAAUAAUCCUUACAGUGUGGACCACGGAUGUUGCAACAGUAGGUUCCAUAGUUGCCCUAAACUACCGUCAAGAGAUCUGUACCACCAGAAUUGUUGACUCCUUCUGUAAUAAUCCAAGUUUGAUGAAGCUAAUAUGUGGUGACACAAGGCUGAACAACUACUAUGGACUCUCUGUGUCAGUUUUGUUGAGCUGUUUAGCAUUGUUUAUAAUGUUUUUUACAUAUAUCCAUAUUCUAAUCACAUGUGUCUCAAAAAGACAAUCUGAUGCAAAAAGAAAAGCAAUUCAGACAUGUGGUACACACCUAGUGGUUUACUUAUGUUUAGUUUUUAGUUUACUUUUUGCUCUAAUUUCCCACAGAUUUGAUAAUGUACCCAAGUACCUAAGAGGGGUCUUUGGUGCGUCUGUGAUGAUAUUUCCUCCUUUUAUAAAUCCUCUAAUAUAUGGAUUGAGAACAAAGGAAAUUCAACAAAACAUCCACACCUUCUUCCGUAAAAAGGUCUUUCAGUCAUAA
Clarias gariepinus (North African catfish) is the source of this 939-nucleotide messenger RNA. RefSeq names its product olfactory receptor 52B2-like. Gene Ontology annotation, cellular component: membrane. Gene Ontology annotation, biological process: G protein-coupled receptor signaling pathway. NCBI's taxonomy places the organism in Eukaryota, Metazoa, Chordata, Actinopteri, Siluriformes, Clariidae. The coding region runs from base 1 to 939 and encodes 312 amino acids. Gene Ontology annotation, molecular function: olfactory receptor activity; G protein-coupled receptor activity. The transcript has a single exon. The record is from RefSeq and is a predicted model, not a curated record.